Trichomonas vaginalis G3 is the source of this 537-nucleotide messenger RNA. RefSeq names its product FYVE/PHD zinc finger family. The transcript has a single exon. The record is from RefSeq and is a predicted model, not a curated record. The coding region runs from base 1 to 537 and encodes 178 amino acids. NCBI's taxonomy places the organism in Eukaryota, Parabasalia, Trichomonadida, Trichomonadidae.
AUGUAUCAACCUCGUACUCCAGAUCAGGAAUACAUUUCUCAGUUUGACUUGACAUCACUUGCAUUUGCCGAUCUUAUUCUUUCUGAGCUCAAACCAGAGUAUGCUACUGAAGAAAAAGUAGUUACUAAAAGUCAAUUGGGUCCCUAUGAAACAAUCAGAUGCAUUUGCGGUAAAAACGAAUGUACAGGUGAAUUAAUUCAAUGCAGUGAAUGCCAUUGCUAUCUUCAUCGCGAUUGUGUUGAAAUACCGAAUCGUAGGAACUCAACAUUCAAAUGCCCAUUCUGCCAUCUUCAACUCGAUGGUGUCGAUCCAUUUAGAGAGCUCAGAACAUGGAUCGAAGAAAAAGAUAAUGAUAUCAAAACAAUCCAUAAAAUCCUUACGGACGCUUCUCAGUUAGAGCAUAAAAUACAAACAAGCGGUUUCGAGACACAAUACCCAGCUAACAUGCGUACACAAAACAAUAAUGUCAUGCGACAGAACUUACAACGUACAAUCCAAGAAGUUAUUGAAAAGAUUCGUAAUUUGUCUGUUUCCUAA